Molecule: messenger RNA, 2140 nt
Organism: Ectocarpus sp. CCAP 1310/34
Lineage: Eukaryota; Phaeophyceae; Ectocarpales; Ectocarpaceae
Source: the annotation of a GenBank genome assembly
GUCCCGACGAACAAUCCCUCCGCUCUCAACGUUCAGUGCUUCUUCGAGUGCGUUCCCCCCUUCGUGAUCGAUGGCACGCGCCUGCCGCUAGUCUGACCCUGUUUUCUAAAUGGGUGUUCGCCUCGGUUGCUGAAAGAAAGGGCAGCGUGCCCUCUGGGGAGAGAAUCGACGGAGGCUACGCACAUUGGAUAAAAAUAGGAAAAAUUAUGAGAAAAUUUAUGUCGGGAAAAGCUGGGAGAAAGUCUCCGAGCGGGCACACGGCCGGCGGCCGAGGCGAUUUCACCACACUGGAGGGUAGAGGUUGGUCACCAGAUCGUGGUCACCCGAUCGACUUGGUAGCACCUAGAUAUAGAGCCAUCAACACCACACCGAUGCGUGCCGUGGUCUGGUGGUUGGUCGUCUGCGCGCAUCUCGGGACAGUGCCAGUGUUGGCUCUUCAGUACUUCUCGUGCACCGACUGUUCUGUGGGGGGCGCGCUCUCAGCGCAGAAGCAGCAGUGCCCUCCGGGCGAGACCUUCUGCGCGGCGGUGUCUCGGCCGCGCACGAGCCCAUUGGUCUAUCAGUCCUCCUCCGUUGACCGCGGCUGCGCGUCUUCGCUACACGUGGCGUGCGAGCAGCUCAAUCCCCCACAAUCAUCAUUAGCCAGAAAAGACAUAGAGGAGAAAGCAGGAAAGUCAGCAACAACACCUGCUGUGGGCGAUCACGGCCAUCGAGAAAGCGACGGCCAAAAUUUUCUUCCCGGCAACAGCAGCAGCAGAAGUAGUAGGAGUAGUGAUGGUGGCAGCCAGAAUGAUGGCCACCAUUUGCAGCCACUGAUGUGUUGCUCGACGGACAUUUGCAACGGGCUCGAGGACGCGCGGAGGGAGGGGCAGCGCCGGUCGGGAGAACACCUGCGGACUCUGAUGGAGGGUGCCCCUCGGAAGGAGGUUAGAUCUUCGCGGGACUCGCCUGCUGAUGGUGGCAUUGUUGCGGCUGGCGGCCGUGGAUCGGGAGUCGGAACGGCGGCAGCGGUGGAGAAGAGAAUGGUGGAUGGUGAAGACGACAACUCGGCGCGCGGGGGGGGUGUGGGAGGGUCGAGGUUUGCGACGGUGCUUGUGAUUGUUGGAACCUUUUCGCAAGUAUUAUGGCUGGUGGGUAGGCUGAUAGAGUAAAGUGUGGGUGAAAGGGGGGUCCUUCGAAAUGUUGAAAUUCUGCAAGGGUUGAUGGACGUGCAGAUUUUCCCAUCGAAGCAGGAGAGAGACUUCAGCUACAGAAAGGGCCGUUGACCACAAAAUCAGCUCUGGCUGUGGAAAUGUACCAGCUUGUUCCUACCUCCCAGAUAAAAGGGAGCUAAAGCUUGCAGUUAUGUAGUUGCGACAGGGCCCAAGCAUUGUUCUGGUUGUCAAGCGGCAGCAGCGGAACAUUCUCGAUGGUAUCAGUGUGCAUUCCAAGAACGUAUCGCCUUUAGUCUGCUGGACUUCUCUUCCUCCGUAAUAUAUGCCGCCUUUGCCAUCUUUUUGGUCGGAGGAGAGCAGGACGGAGAAUGAAUACAAACGAAUAGCGAUACAUUUGCCGGGCUGAUGAUGAUGGAGGUGGCAGGAGUACCAGCGUACGUCUCCCUCUAGUCUUAUGCUUUGUAUCGCUAACCCGCCCCCCCUCUCAUUACCCCCGAUGUUUUCAUGUUGUUUUCUGUCUGAUGUAGCAUGUUGUAUGUGUUUGAAUCUGUUUUAUGUUAUUCCGGUGGAGGAGCGAUCCUAGAACCACCCACAACAGUUGUUUAGGAUGGGCGUGUGAAGAAUGGCUCCGCCAGUGCAACCACCGGCGGCGAGUACACUCUAGCCCCCUCUCAUCCUUUUUUGUUCGGAUGGGGCCUCUGUUCCUGCUUUUCUAUUCUGUUCAAGCCGGGUUUGGUCGUCUCCCGGUUAGUUUUUUUGUGAUUUUCUGCUAUAGUGUUUGAAGGAUUUUUUCUGGGUCAAUAUUGCCCGUUCCUUGUUUAUUUUUAGGAAGGUGUAACCCCAUUUUGGGUAGUUGGUCUGUGGCCACCAAGCCGUCCGCGUCAGAUGGUCCAGUACGGAUGCUAUAAGGUGCUCAGCGGAGACUGGGACGGAUUUUAUUGUGAAGACACCAGCAACAACAGCAACAGCACAAAAUAGAUCAGUGA